AUGGCGACAUCUUCUAGAAGAUCAAGCGGACCGGUUUUGCCGAUUAGAUCGGCGUUCCAAAGGUCUAUCUCACCGACCGGCCGGUUUAGCAAUUCAACUGAUACGUCGUCGUUUGCUUCUUCGACGAGUUCUAGCUUUUACUCGUCUACUAGUUCUACAGGUUUUUUCAACCGAUCGGCAUCUCCAACGCGCGUGAACCUUCAUGGCUUUGCACCACUCGCUCCUACGCGCGUGAACCUUCAUAUCGACAGAUAUAUAUCUCCUAGGCGUUCGAUGACGCUUUCUUCACGAGAUCAGGUGGUUCGUAGGCACAACAAUAAUAGUAUGAUCUCUCCAAAAAGGACGUGUAUGUGCUCUCCUACAACGCAUCCUGGAUCCUUUCGGUGUAGUUUGCACAAGAGUACUACUAAUUCUGCUCCGUCGAUUUCGUAUUCGCCUAGUCGUUUGAAUGCUCGGCGAUCGGCGAUGACGAACUCGUUGGUGCGUAUUGGUACUGUUGAAGGAGAUCUAGUGAAGCGUGCUUUAGCCGCUCUUAUAAGGCCUUCGUCCCAUCAUCUUAGACGUAGAUGCGAUUUCCAACCUCGUCCUAGUCGACUCUCCAGAAUGUCUAAAGCUGAUGAUGGGGAUAUGUGAGAUAUAGUGUUAAAUGGUUGCAGGUUUGAAAUUCCUAUUUAGUUAGAAGUUUUUUGGCGAUGGCAUCAGAUUCCGGCUGCGAUUUUUAUAGUACUACCGGCGAAUCCAAAGUCCUUACAGUUUUGAUACUCUGGCGGAGCUGAAAAAUAGAAGCUCUCCCUUCUUUUGUUAAUCCCGUCAUUCUUGCCUUUCACCGUGCCGUUAUGCUUGCCAUUUCCUGUUAUCUCGCCGCGUAUGGCGUCGUCUUUGCGUUUGUGUUUCUUCCAAGGUUUUGCGUGAUUGAUUCAAAUUGCGGAGUUGAAGUUUGAUUAUGGACUUGGACUUGGUAUUAUUUAUACCUUCCAUAAAAGGUGAAGUGUUUCCUCUUACCGAGUCUUUGGCGCGGCGGACGGUGUUUGCUGGACUUCGAAGGAUACCUUGAAAUGGACAAUUAAAAUAUAUUUCAGAUAAAUUUGAAAAAUUAUUAAACAAGUACAAUAAAAGGGUAUGGGUAAGGAAAGGGGAGUAGAAUAUUGUAGAAAUUAUUAAGUGGGGCCAAAACUGAUGAAAGCAACAAUCGAAGAUGGGAAACAGGCUGGCUAUGCAUAUGGAGUCUGUGGGCCAGAUUGGACAUAACUGGUUCUUACAAUGCACUUUCCCAAAACUGGUUUGGAUAAUAAAUGGGAAAGGACGGGAAAAAAGUAUUUAUAGUUGAUAUGAAAUA
Messenger RNA from Lycium ferocissimum, 1336 nucleotides. RefSeq names its product A-agglutinin anchorage subunit-like. The record is from RefSeq and is a predicted model, not a curated record. The transcript is spliced from 3 exons. NCBI's taxonomy places the organism in Eukaryota, Viridiplantae, Streptophyta, Magnoliopsida, Solanales, Solanaceae. The coding region runs from base 1 to 633 and encodes 210 amino acids.